CCAACAGUAGGAUAUAGAACUCCAUUUCAUUUCAUUAAUCCAACAGUAGGAUAUAGAACUCCAUUUCAUUUCAUUAGUCCAACAGUAGGAUAUAGAACUCCCUUUCAUUUCAUUAGUCCAACAGUAGGAUAUAGAACUCCAUUUCAUUUCAUUAGUCCAACAGUAGGAUAUAGAACUCCAUUUCAAUUCAUUAAUCCAACAGUAGGAUAUAGAACUCCAUUUCAUUUCAUUAAUCCAACAGUAGGAUAUAGAACUCCAUUUCAUUUCAUUAAUCCAACAGUAGGAUAUAGAACUCCAUUUCAUUUCAUUAGUCCAACAGUA
Messenger RNA from Lottia gigantea (owl limpet), 321 nucleotides. RefSeq lists its product as hypothetical. The transcript has a single exon. Lineage: Eukaryota; Metazoa; Mollusca; Gastropoda; Lottiidae. The record is from RefSeq and is a predicted model, not a curated record. The annotation marks the transcript as partial.